Molecule: messenger RNA, 922 nt
Organism: Lycium barbarum (goji berry)
Lineage: Eukaryota; Viridiplantae; Streptophyta; Magnoliopsida; Solanales; Solanaceae
Product: proteasome subunit beta type-3-A-like
Exons: 7
Coding region: 127-741 (204 amino acids)
Biological process (GO): proteasome-mediated ubiquitin-dependent protein catabolic process
Cellular component (GO): proteasome core complex, beta-subunit complex; proteasome core complex
Source: RefSeq, a predicted model, not a curated record
GACAUUUUUACCCUUGUUCUCUUCUAAAUAUACAACUGAAGUGUUCUCCAAGACAUCAAAACACAGUCUCUCUUCAUUAGCCAAAAAAAAAAAAAAGUUCCGAUUCGUCUCUGUAAUCAGUCUUCAAUGUCGAUCUUUGAGUAUAAUGGAAGUGCUUUGGUAGCGAUGGUUGGGAAAAACUGUUUCGCUAUAGCGAGUGACAGACGUCUUGGUGUACAGUUGCAGACAAUUGCUACUGAUUUCCAAAGGAUUUAUAAAAUACAUGACAAGCUUUUUAUUGGUCUUUCUGGCUUGGCUACUGAUACACAAACACUGUAUCAAAGGCUUGUCUUCCGUCACAAGCUAUAUGAGCUUAGAGAAGAGAGGGAUAUGAAGCCUGAGACAUUUGCCAGCCUUGUCUCUGCUAUGCUUUAUGAGAAAAGGUUUGGUCCAUACUUGUGCCAACCUGUAAUUGCUGGAUUAGGAGAUGAUGACAAGCCUUUUAUUUGCACAAUGGACUCUAUUGGAGCAAAGGAGCUCGCAAAAGAUUUUGUUGUUUCCGGCACUGCAUCUGAAUCACUUUACGGUGCCUGUGAGGCCAUGUACAAGCCUGACAUGGGACCGGAAGAAUUGUUUGAGACCAUCUCUCAGGCGCUGAUUUCAUCUGUAGACCGUGACUGUUUAAGUGGUUGGGGAGGACAUGUUUAUGUUGUGACACCAACUGAAGUGACAGAGAGGAUCUUGAAGGGAAGGAUGGACUAAACACUUGUGAGUGCUAUACUUGUUCACUGUUGCAUUCCCUGGGAGGACAUUUCACUUGUUUUGAUGAAAAGCUCUACAUUUGAUAUUUGAUAUUAUCGUAUUUACUUCUUUCCAAGAUUGUUACUUAUAGAUUCAGUGUUUGGUCACUAAUGAAUGUAACAUUCUAGUUAGAUUACAAUCA